Seminavis robusta is the source of this 2078-nucleotide messenger RNA. The record is from the annotation of a GenBank genome assembly. NCBI's taxonomy places the organism in Eukaryota, Bacillariophyta, Bacillariophyceae, Naviculales, Naviculaceae.
CGCAAAAGAAAGAGCCAACAUGAGGAGAGACCAGCCAUGACACAAGAAGAAGAAGAAGACAAUGACAAUGACAAUACUAUUUGACCACUCCAGUGAUGACGGUACAAGAUCAUGUCACUCUACUAAAGAACUCCACGUGGCUCCCAUGGUGAAUUACUCGAACCGGGAGUUUCGAGCCUUGUUGCGGAUUUUGAGUGGGCGUCUUGUUCUGUGGACGGAAAUGCUGGCCGACAAUACGCUCUUGCAUACCAGUGCUGCCAAACGAGACGACUUGUUGUUACUUCAGCAGGAUAGCGACAACAAUAAUAAUCGAAAUGUCAUUGUGCAAAUUGGCAGCAAUUCCCCAGAACGUGCGGCGCAAUGUGUGAUAUUACUACACGAGCACUACUAUCUGUAUAUUAAAGAAAUCAAUUUGAACUGUGAAUGUCCUUCUUCGACGGUUGCGGAAAAGAAUCAAUUUGGAGCCGCCUUGAUGAAAUCACCGACUCGAAUGGCCGAUAUUGUGGCGGCCAUGCAAUCUGCUGCUCUUGCUCAUCAUCUUGAAGGACUUGAUGUAUCCAUCAAGAUGAGAAUUGGAGUGGACGACCAAGAUGAUUGGGAGUUUGUGGCCAACUUGAUUGGACUGUUGGUAGAACGGGGUGGUUGUACACGUUUUAUUCUUCAUGCCCGCAAAGUCUACUUGCAAGGCUUGAAUGCCCGUCAGAAUCGAACCAAACCACCACUCAAUUACCAACGAGUCUUUCGACUCUGUCAGCAAUUUCCCAACUGUCAGUUUUGGCUCAAUGGAGGGAUUGCCACACUAGAGCAAGCCAAGGAGUUGGCGUAUGGAUACACCAACACAUGCAGUCAUCAUGACACGACAGGUCAGGAAGACGCUUUGACCGCACCACUCCCCGUGGCACCAUCCAAUCUGCGAGGAGUCAUGAUGGGACGAGCGGCAUUGGACAACGUGGCACUGUUUGGAGAUGUGGAUCGAUACUUUUAUGGAGCCCCAUCCAAUCCGUGUCACAAUCGAGCGGAUGUCCUCGAACAGUACUGUCUCUACCUGGAACGAACGUAUCCUCGACGAUGUUGUGAUGACAACAGUUGCAAGACACUACGAUAUCCCGCCCCCGUCGUCCACUUUACUGCCCCGUGCUGUCCAGUGUGUCAAGUCUUGCACGGGACCACCAUUCUCACCAGCCUGAUGCAAGACGACCAUGACGACGAUGAUGAGAAUACCGCGCCCACUACCACACAACAAUCUCAUCAUGACCGUGCUGCUGGCACUAAUAAUAAGGACAAGAUAUCGUCCCGCCUCAUUGGCAAUGCCCUCAAACCGGUCCAAAGUCUUUUUGCCGGAUUGCCCUGUCACAAAGCAUUUCGCAGGGUGUCCAGUGUGCUUGUUGUUCAAGAUGCUACCAUUCGCAAUUGUGGACCCGGGUUUGUCUUGCGAAUGGCCGUCCGCCAAUCGGUGCCACGGGAAUAUCUCCUACAACCGCUGGUGGUACCGUAACAGAGGAAUGAAGGAAGGAAGCAAUACGGUAGCUAGUACACAACAACAACAAAAUACCCUCACCGAGGCAGAGAGCAUCAGGCAGCAUCAGAUACAGUCCAUGCUUGCCACGCAUGAGUGACUCCAAACUGGAUGUGUGCAACAUACAGUAACACGGGUGUACCAUACCGGUGGGCGUCGACACAAUGGCGCCAAAUCAAAACAAAACAACGACGGCAUCCACUCACAGUGGGCUGCAACCUCAACUUGCUGCUUGCUCCCGUGUUGCCUGUAAGGGCAGCCCGUACGUACGAACAAACGAGCUGGCCACCACUGCGAACUGGAGUUCCUCCGCCCAAACCAGAAAAACAGUUUCUGUAGUAGUGUACCAUAACGGGCAGUCGACGAAUAGUUAGUUGUUUGCAACCAUAGUCAUCGCAGCGUGAGCAAAUGCCGAAACGUCGUCGGCUCGCAGACUGAUGAUUGAGCGUACGGUGCCGUCGUAUCGGUUCCUUUUCGGAUUCGAUUCGUCGAUCAAGUUGUUCUAAGCAAAACGUUAUGGGAUACCACCAUUCCUUAUUAUGACUCUAGCAAAAUAUUCCCC